Messenger RNA from Malus domestica (apple), 1713 nucleotides. NCBI's taxonomy places the organism in Eukaryota, Viridiplantae, Streptophyta, Magnoliopsida, Rosales, Rosaceae. The record is from RefSeq and is a predicted model, not a curated record.
ACGAAUAUAACACAAAAUCGGCAUAAACACGGAUUUGGCAGGCCCACCUUCCCCAAAGCACAAACUAUCAGACCACCACAACAGUCUCACACAGAGAAUUACAGAAACCUCCCUCCCACUGUUCCGAUCACCAUUUUCUCACUCCUAGGGUUUCAGUUCAGCUCAGAUAGCUCCAUCUUCAACCUCCAGUGCUCCACAAAGCUCAAUUCUUCCAGCUCCAAAUGUCUUUAGAUUCGCCACCGCACUACGGCACACAUCCUUCCACUACCGCCUCGCCCGAACCCUUCUCACGCGCCAGAACCACGACCCAGUCCUUCUUCGCAACGCGCCGCCCAUGGCUCGAGCUCGUCUAUCCCCUCUCCAGCUUCACGCGCCCCUACACCUUCGGCGAAGCCACCGUCCGAAUCAAGCGCAACCUCGGCCACUUCAGCGUAAACUACACGAUGCUCGUCCUCUUUGUCCUCUUCCUCAGCCUCCUCUGGCACCCAGUCUCCCUCAUUGUCUUCCUCCUCGUCUUCAUCGCCUGGUUCUUCCUCUACUUCUUCCGCGACGAACCGCUCGUAAUUUUCCACCGAAUCGUCGACGACCGCGUCAUUUUGGGGAUUCUCGCCGUCGUCACCGUCGUGGCUCUGGUUUUCACGCACGUGUGGCUGAACGUGCUGGUGUCGAUUCUGAUUGGGGUCGCGAUUGUUGGGUUGCACGCGGCGUUUAGGGGAACGGAGGAUUUGUAUGCCGACGAGCAGGAAGCUGCCGAAGGUGGGUUGCUCUCGGUUGUGGGCAGUCCCCCGCGGACUCGGUACAGCGGCAUUUAGCCAAUUAGAAGAUGCUGGGUGCCAUUGGAUCCUUGCUGGGUAGAAGAAAGUUUCUCCCUUUAGAUCUGCUUUUAGGUAACAUUUCAUUCAAUCUUGAGCUGAAUUCUUCGCUUUUAGCUUUCGAAUUCGGCUGCUUAUUUUUGUUGGAUUUCAUUUUUGUAAAUGUAGUGUGAAUUGAUGACCCUAUAGAGGUUUUCUUUUAUACUUUACUUAAGCACGUAUCAGAAUCUGAUUCCUCUGGUUUCUGCCAAUAUAUAGUCUGGAUUUCAAGUGUGGUUGUUGAAUGAAUGGAAACAUUGUUAUCUUGUUGAGUUAUUGGAGUAAGGCCGUUAAUCUUUUCGAGAUUAUAAGUUUGCUUACUGUUUAUGUGCAUGUUAUGUGCUGGAUUCCGUUUGCGUAUGUAUGUGCCAAGCAGUGUUCUUUGUGGCAUAUUACUUGUAAGUUUCGAUCUUGUAGGUUUCUUGCAUUUGAAUGUGUUGCCGCCAUUUGCAUUUGAGUGUUGAUAGCUCGAUGAGUUUUUGAUACUUGAGACUGCCAUAGGACCUGUGUGAUGGAUGUUGAAGGCCGGACGGGGAGCUAAGCAUCUUCUUCCGGUAUGAACCGGCAUACCAUCCUUGGCAACUCUCUGGAUUUGGGAUGAUACAGAUGCAAUGCCUUAAUUUGGCCCACGCGACGAUAAAAGUUUUCGAAUUGGUUAUUCGAGAAGGGAAAGGGGAGAAUUAUAGCCUCCAUGAUGUAUGCAAAGCCAAUGUCUUUUAAUACAUUAUUGUGGAAUUGUUUUUGUAAGAUAAGAUUAUUGUUUUGUCUUCCCUUUUACGCACGAGAGAUUCUUACAUGUAACUGGGUGUGAGUGAGAUGGAGAGACGCGGACAAGUCCCGGUUAUACUAAUAUUUUUUCUUC